This is a messenger RNA of Portunus trituberculatus (swimming crab), 4938 nucleotides long. RefSeq lists its product as uncharacterized. The record is from RefSeq and is a predicted model, not a curated record. NCBI's taxonomy places the organism in Eukaryota, Metazoa, Arthropoda, Malacostraca, Decapoda, Portunidae.
AUGGUGGUGGUAGCGGCGCGAAGGUUUGCUUAUGUUUUGGUUCCAUUUUUGAAGUCAGCUGUUGGCGGUGGAGCUUUGAACUUCACCUUCCCGCGGCCCAAUAGAUCAGGAUGACUGGUCUGGCUGCGGUGAAGGGAAAGAUCCUGGAUGGCCAAGUGGUCGGCCUCCAGGGAGAUGUCAGAAAGCUUGUGAGAGCCUCGUCAAGCGGUGAUGAGGGCCAGCUCAUCAUCCGCGCCUGCUCCAGGUUUGUGUAUGAGACUCCAGAGCUUGAGGAGCAGCAGUUCUCUGCCAUGCUGGAGAUCAUCAGCAUCUGUUGUGAGCACCACCGGGAACACAUCAUUGCUGACCCAUUCUUCCACUUCAAGUCCAUGUUCUACAUCAUUUUCUUGGCUGUACGGAGGAAGGAUUUGCACCAGCACUCAGCCAGACUGGUGGUUGGUAUCGAGCCUUACCUUGAGCUGUGUGACACCAGCAAGGAGGAGGUUCAGAGUAUGGUGAAGAGGAUGCACUCAACACUGUGGAAUGCCAGCCUGAACAUGACAGCACCUCUAGUCGCCCUCACCCUGCAGAGAUUUGCACUGCGGUGCUCACUGGCUGCUGGCGGCUCCCUGAUUCAAGCAUGUGAUCAUGCUGUCAUGGCCCACAUUGUGUAUGAAAAGACUGAAAAGUGUGCAGAGAACUCUGAAGUGUAUUUCCAGGCUUUUUUCAAGUACCUGACACAGAGGGUGAGUCAGCAGUCAGAAUGUGAUGACAACUCAGUCCUUGCCAUGGUUGGUGUGGUGAUGGAGUAUGCAAAGGUGGCACUGAAAACAGGCAAGUACUCAGACUUUGGAAGGAACAACAAGCAGCUGGUGAAGGUGCUGGAGGCCCACUGUGACUCUAAGAUGUUGAUGGGCCUCAAGGCGGGCCUCAAGCUGCCCGAAAUUGCCUUGGCACUGCAGCUGGGCAAGUGUGGCGAUGAGAUGCUGAGGAAGCUGCUGGGAUCAUGUGGCAUUGUGGCUGCCCUGUCUGGCCCUAACACUGUUCUGGUGCUGGGUCUGCUCACCACACUCACCAUGCUGCCACCUUAUUCCAAUCUGAAGCUGACUUUAUAUAUUGUGGAGCUCCUGAUGAAGAGAUGCAGGGUACCAGUGUCUGAUGAAAUUGUCAAAAAGAUCGCCAACGUCCUCAGCCAACAACUGACAAGUAUUUUUGAUUUGCUGAAUGGCAGUCCAGACACCAGUCCAGAACCAGAGACACUCUUUAGCCACGUCCUCACCUGUGCCGAGGCAACAAGGCCCUUCAUCUUGACUAAUCUCUGUGGAAAGCCAGACAAGAUGGGUGCACUCUACAGCCUUGGCAUUCACUUUGGCAAUUUUGGCUCCAUGGCGUACAAGAAGACUAAGUACGACUCUGCAGUGAAGUUCCUGGAGGUGACGGUGGAUUUGUUCGACCAGUACCACAGUCACGCCCCUCAAGAACAGAAGCACAUCGCUUGGCAGAACCUGAGCAGGAAGGUUCAGCUGUGGAGUGACGUGCUGCGGUACGGCGGCCACCACUGGGAGGCGGGAGUGGCGGCGGCUCGAGGCUUCCUGGCCGGCUGCCUUUCCAUUGAGGACCUGGUGAGCACGUGGGUGAAGUGCAAGAGGGACGCCAAGAAGGGAAGCAGUGAUGCAUUGAAGGACCUGACAGUGUGUGACGUGGUGAAGGAGGCAAGGAAGAAGUACACAGAGGCAGAUGGUGUAGUGUUUGACCAAGAUGCAGCCCUGCUUAAGGAAAUACGGUGUUACAAGCAGCAAAAGUACAACACUGUGGAGGAGCAGCUGUGUUGUGGUCGGGCGGUGGCAGCAAGUGAGCACGGGCUGGAGGGUCGGGUGUGGGGCCUGCUGGCGGUGACAGAGGCGCUGUGGACGUACCCUGACAUGGAGGCGGAGGAGUACGAGGCCACACAUACAGCUCAGCAGGCCAAGGAUCUGCUACAGGAGGCUAAGAGUGAUUGUGCUACCAAGCCGGUGCUCCUGGAGCUUGAGGCAUUGGUUCAUUUUUGGCAGUACCUUUGCUAUAUACAAGUUAUGUACAACAAGGCUGAUGCAGAGGUGAAGGAGGCAAGUAAACCGAACCCCUUCACAGCGCCAGUGUCAGAGCCAGGAGAGGAGGAGCGCCUGCAUGAUAGGUGCGAGCGCCCUACAGCUCUCCUCUCCCUCCACACCCAGCACGCCUCCUUGGCCCCCGUGCAGGCUGCCCUGGAUAUCUGGGACAGGUUCAUCUCUGAGGAUCUUCCUCUGGAAAAUCCAGACGUGGCCUGUGUGAGUCUGACGUCCGUGGGCUACAUCUACCACCUGUCCGGCCUGGCUGCUCCCACCAUCCAGGCCUGGGGGCUGCUCAUCGCCCUGGCCCGCAGGCACUCUCUUCUCAAUUACCUCAUUAAGGGCAUUGUUGAGCUGAUACUGACGGCCCCUGAGCUGGUGGAUGCAAGUCUCGUGUUGGAGCUGGAGCAGGUGGCAUCCUCCAGCAAGCCAGCCAACCCACAGGACACCUCACACGCAUGCCUCAUGCUCAGUGCCUCUGUUGCCACUGCAUUCCUCUACUACAAGACAGGAAAGUACCAGGAUGGUGUCAGGCUGGUCCAGGAAGCCCUACAGUCUGAGGUGUUGGCCAAGCGUACCAUAAAGACCACAGAAGUGCAGACACUGGUACACUUGGUGGCCUCUCUGUAUGCGUGGCUCCCUCCCUGGCUCCUGAACCCUGUCCCUGCACUCCCUGCACCGUGCUUCUCCUUGGCACUCCUGGCCUGUAGGGAGGCCAAUGCUCUAGUCAUCAUGGCACUCACAGACUCAAACACAGACAUUAUCUGUUGGCGGCACCGAGUGGCCAGCCUGCUGCUCACCACUACGUCCUGGCUGGGUCACCUCAGCAUCACCACAGCCCAGCCCAGGAUAGCCAGGGCAUACAUUGAAAAAUCACUUCAAUUUUCCCAGCAGCUAAUUCUUCCUCUCAGAAUUGCUGAGUGUCUGGAGCUGCUAGCACGUGUGGAUGUGUUGUGUGACCAGCUGGAGGACUGCAGGGUGAAGGUAGACAGUCUGGAGGCACUCUUGAGGACUCAUCCCUCAUCUCAGCAAGAACUGGUGGACCUCUUGCCAGAAUUUACUAAGCUGUCCAUUAGCAAGCCAUCAAAGGUCACAAAGAAGCGAGGGCCUGAAAUAUUCUGUGACCCCAUGGGUGGCAGUGGGGAGAGGAUGCGCACAGAGAGUGGUGCACAGGACCUCCACCUGAGCGCUGCCUCCCGUUCCAGGCAGGACAGGAGGAGGUGGCCAUUUCUUCUCCAUCUGUGGGUCAGCUUGAUAAUGUUGCCGUUGUCAGCUUUUCAGCGUGUCCAAGCAGGGGCAUGCACUGUGUCCUGUGCUACUCCAAUCAUCCACCACCUUCGCAUCUCAACUGCCAUAUUGCUGGCGCUCCUCCACGCUCAAAGUGGACGCUUCCAGGCUGCACAGAAGUGUCUCGACCAAGCAUGGCAGAUGUACGCUGACAUUGCAGACAAGGCGGAGGAAGUCUCCUCUUACAUGGCAUCAUUCCUGAAGAGAGAUGUCAAGGAGUGGGUGAUGUCGCCCAGCAUGUUUGUAAGCUCAAGAUUAAAUUUGGUUCACCUCCAAACCUUCCAUGCCCAGGCAGAAUGUCUGGCUCUAGAGAGGAAGUGGGAGAAGGCCCUUGCUGUCAAUAUGGAGUGUCUUCAGAUUCUGGCCACUAAAAAGUCUCAGUUGUUGAUUCAAGAUAUGCAUUUUGUUGCUGUUCUGUCCCUGCAAGGCCGCUCUCUAGAGAAGGUUAUCAGCAGAAGUACAAAGUCUCCAGAAGAUAUUGAUCAGCAGGUUGUCAUAGUUCAGCCGGAUGAUGAGAUGCCAGCCACAAUAGUAACAACUCCCAAGAUGAGCACCAGAAAAGAGUAUGGGAGCAGCAGAAAAACUGUCCAGAAGCUUCUCAAUGCUCCCAGGCAUGUAAACAGGAGGAAUAUAAUCUUCAGUGAUGAGGAAGAGGACAACACAGACUCUGCCAUAAAGUCUGGCACACAUGUUACUCCACACAAAGAAAUACUUCCCAAACCUAACAAAUUCUUCAAGUCAACACGAAAGAAACCACCAAGUAGUGUCAGAAAAAAAGAAAAUGCUGAGAAUAAUAUCUUGGAUUCCCUUGAGACAGAAUGGGGUAGCCCCUUAUCCUCUCUUGUGCUGAAGGUGCCAAGCGACCUCCCGCUGUCAUCACUCAACACUGCACCACACAGCCCCUCCCAGCAUGAUGGUGAGAAGCUGGGGCUGCCCUCCUCCCCAAAAACCAUAUCCAAAGGUAAAAUUAAGGUAGGUCAGAGAGCUAGGGUGUCUAAGUCAGCAACAACUAGAGGAAAGAAUGCCCCCAGCCUGUCACAGAGUCCUGGAGAGGAAGAGAUUGCACCGCCACGUGGCCGGACCAGAGGUGCCAAGGCUGCCUCAUCGUCUACCUCUAAAGCCAAAGUAGUCAGCGAGCCUAAGCCUACCAGUAGGACCCGGGCCUACAAGUCACUUCGUCUAAUCUAACCAGGAUAUUCUUAGGGAUUUUAUAUUUUUAUACUCUUACCAUUUUACAAACUACCUACUGUAUUUAUCAUUUUUAUGUUGCACUGUCUUCCGUUCGUGUUUCUUGGUCUUCCUGGGAUCACUGCCAUGGCGGGUGUUGUGUUUCUUGUGGUGUUGCUCACCAUCCAGUAUUUACAUUGUUUUGGAUAUUACAGAGGAAACUAUUAGAGAUAGAUAGUGGUUAUACUAAAUUGAUAUUUAUUUUUAGGAAAACUUUGGUGAAUACCUUACGUUUGAUUAACAUUUAAAAAUUUCUAUUGUUAAUUUCUUAACUCUAUUUCCUGUGAAGUACACAUUACUUAGUGACAAGAUGAAGUGACACUUUUAUUGUUUUUAGGAUAGUAAAGUUUUUUAUUAA